CAAUAGCGCUGGUUGCUGUUAGGUGUUUACUGUUGUGCUUUUGAAAUUUGAAUAUUAUUCUCAAAUUUCAGUUUAUGUUUUUGAGUGUUUUUACGCAAAUAUUACCCUUCACUUCAAUUAAAAAUGAAUAGUCCUAUUAUAUUCAUGUUUACCGUGUGUUUAAUACCAGUAGUUUUAAGUAUAAGGUGUUAUCAAUGUGCAUCAUCUGAAAAUCUGGCUGAAGAUACAUGCGGUGCUUACAAUAAAUUUGAUACAGAGAGUCACAUAGCUGUGGAAUGUAACAGUGACGAAUCUAACAUGCCUGGCUCCUUUUGUAUGAAACUAACACAACAAGGGUCAAAGGGAUUCAUUUGGGAUGGUAGAUGGCGGCAAGUGAUAAGGCGUUGUGCGUCUGUUGCUGAAACUGGAGUGACAGGAGUUUGCAACUGGGGAGUCAGUGAGAAUGGAGUAUAUUGGGAAGAGUGUUACUGCACAUCAGAUGAGUGCAAUAGUUCCAUAUCUAUAAAAUCAUGCAUGGUCAUGGUAAUCUCUGCAAUUGUGACUGCAUUUUAUGCAAAUUGGUGACAAAAUUGUAAAUAAUAAUUGUAUAUGUACAACUUAUGUGAAUUUUUAAUAAGAAAUUAUGUAAUUAAGAUUAGAGAUUUGCAAAAUAAGAAUCAAACAUAAAAAUAAUAAUAUAACAAAAAAUAUUGUUAGUGUUUAAUCAGUUAGACAUUAGAAUUGAUGACAUUGUGGCAUACAAGAUUGCUGCUGCCCAAUAACUAGCUGUAUAGUUUAUUAUAAAAUAUUUAUGAUGACAAUCUUAUAUCUUUGAUGAUAGUCAAGAGUAAGUAAUACCACAAAAUAAUAUAUGAUACUACAUAAUGCAUUGGAACAUUAAUUAUGAAUAUUGUUAACUCUAUUAUUCUAAUGUGUUUUUAAUUAUUGCAAUCUGAUGAUGUGUCAAAUCCGUCCGAAGUAAUUAAUUCUGUCCGAUAUUAUUUAAGAUAUAAAUAUAAGUUAUACACAGUUUUAAAAAUUUUACUGCUAUUUAUUAGUUAAUAUCCGGACGACCGAGCCUUGCCAUUUUUAAGAAUGUACAAAACUUGAACAAAAAAAAAACUAAUAGGACAUCUGGAUUCGAACCAGGGUCUUCUGCUUUCCGGAUCACCCAAUGUCCCAUCUGAGCUAUAAUAGUCUUGUAUAUAGUGGUGAAAUUUACCUUUGUAUUCUAAUGUUUUGUAGCUGUUUCUCAUUCAAACAUGGAUAAAACCAUUUUUUUUAAAUUGAAACCUAGCUAGAUCGAUUUAUCACCCCCGAAAUCCCCUGCAUACUUAAUUUUAUGAAAAUCGUUGGAGCCGUUUCCGAGAUUCAGAUUAUAUAUAUAUAUAUAUACAAGAAUUGCUCGUUUAAAGAUAUAAGAUAUAUUAAAGUUGCUUAUUAUUAGCUUAGCUAGGGACAUUAGCUUUCCAAUUUCAAUUUAUUGUAAUUCCAUGAAUACAUUAGUUAAAUAUAACAUUUGGAGUAAUUACUAUAAUUUUACAAAGCAGUAUUAUGAAUACCCUGUUUGGGUGUCAUAAUUUGGUUUUAUUUAUUUUUAUUUGAGUCGUUAAGAAAAUAAUUUUUUAGCAUAGUAGCACUUACAAUUUUUUUAAUUUCCUUGCGGUUGUCAUACUGAUUCAUUACGUUUUGAGUAUUGUCUGGCAUAUUAUAUAUUUUUAUAGACGUUAUGUAAAGUCUCGAGGUUUGCAGUUGUUAAAUGAUAGCUCAGUUUGAACUUUUUCUAGAAUGACUUAUUUGAUUGUUAUAUGAAACUUCACAUAUACACUUGAUCUAUAAUUAUAAUAUAUACUAACAUCAAUAACAAUAGAACUAUUCUAGUUUCUAGCUUCCAGCUUAUUAUUACAAGUUGCUAGCCUUAUAAACAAAAACAAUAUUAAAUAUAGUCACAAUAUCUAAACAAAUACUUAAGUCGCGUGUUAAGUACAUACAUUCUGGUACUAGCGUCAUCUAUAGGCAAACAAUGUAGACAUUCAUAGUGCCGAUAUUGAUUCUGCGCAAUCUAUCUCGAACAGCAGUAUUAAUUUUGAUUUGCAAGGAUUUGUUAAUUAACGAGGUUGUUCCUAAUAUUUGUUGCUGUUACAAGUGAUUUUUGUAUUUAGAAACAGACAAACUUCUUAACACUGCAGUCACCUUAUAUUAUGUGCUGGAACUAUUUAAUAGUUAUUACAUGAUAAAGCUAGCAACUCCAAACAGUGCAAAACUUGUGAUUAUAGAAAUCUAAAUAGGAUGGUACUAAUAGCCAAUAUUUGCGUAAAUAUAAAUCACCUGACAGCGAGUUUUGCUUCGGUGUGAAGGGCGCCAUUACUAGUGAAAUUACUGGGUAAAUGAGACUUUAUAUCUUAUGUCUCAAGAUGAUUAUCACUUAAGUGAGAAUUUUUUGUGUUUUUCAAGAAUCCUGAGCGGCACUGCAUUGUAAUGGGCAGUGCGUAUCAAUUACUAUCAGCUAAACAUCCUGCUCGUCUCGUCCCUUAUAGUAAAAAAAAUCCCAUAAGUAACUUCUUAAGUGUAGUAUUAUGAGUUAUCUAAUAAGUCACAUAAUCACACUAUAAUCACAGCUUAGCAUAGUCUCUAAAUGUUGUUUAUAUUAUGUUAAACUGAUAUUGAACUGUACAAAUACUGUUUCUGUAUUUUCGACUUGUAUUUUUGACCACUUGUGUUAUUGUAAGGUGGUUAAAAAUAUUAUUUUCAACUUAUAAAGUUAUCACAUUAUGUCAAUCGUUUGAGUGAUUGUCUUUUCAGAUAUUUGUGAAUAAUAAUCGAAAUAAUAUCAAAUGCGAGAUAUUCUGUAUUUUUUAUACUUAUUGAAUAAAAUAUUAUCACAUA
Molecule: messenger RNA, 2865 nt
Organism: Leptidea sinapis
Lineage: Eukaryota; Metazoa; Arthropoda; Insecta; Lepidoptera; Pieridae
Exons: 3
Coding region: 124-564 (146 amino acids)
Biological process (GO): sleep; positive regulation of voltage-gated potassium channel activity; regulation of synaptic transmission, cholinergic
Source: RefSeq, a predicted model, not a curated record